AAGGCGCGUAGACGUGUUUCCUUGGCGGACAUAGCGAAUUCGAAGAAUGUGUCUCGUUCGAAAUUUGAAUAGUGCAAUGAUGUUGUAGUGACUCUCUAGACUGUUGUUUUAAAAAAAAAAAUUGGAACUGUCAUUUUUAAUAUGUCAACCAACAUGAACUUCUGGAGGGUGAUCGCAGUCAUGUGCGUUGCAACUGCUUUUGUCCAGUCUAAAUCAACGCACCAUCAGAAAAGGGCCACCCGCCCUAACAUCUGUGAUCUAGUGUACAAUAACACACUGGACGUUCGAUGUUACUGCACCAAAGACAAUCAAAAUCCGAAGAUAUUUAAAAGCGCUGAUUGCUUCCUGUUCGCUGAGCACGUAAAGCCAGAAGAUGACACCUGGACAGCCUUUGACUACCUCAAAGACGUGACCAAACUAACUUUUACAAAGAACAAUAUCACCAUGAAAUAUAUACCGACUGAGGCGUUGAAAUACACUAAAUCGGUACUCAACUUAGACAUUAAAUAUGGUAAUAUAGAGAAAGUUGGAGCAUACGCUUUUGCUAAUCUAAGCGCUGUUCAGGAAAUAACUUUAAGGGGCAAUCAAAUUAAAAUAUUAGAAGUAAACGCCUUCGCAGAUCACAAAGACCUCGCUAUACUUGGCUUGGACACGAACGCGAUAGUGGAAAUAAACAGAGACGUGUUUGUCAAUUUACCCUCAUUAGAAAAACUUUAUUUAACAAACAAUAAGAUUACGACGCUACACGACAGAGCGUUUGUGCAUUUAAGCAAUUUAAAAGAAAUCGAGAUCGAUAGAAAUAAUAUAUUUAGCUUGAAUAGCGAAACAUUUUCUGGAUUAAAGAAAUUGCAGAAAUUAGAUCUUAGCAGCAAUAGUUUAGAGGUUAUUGGCGAUAAUACAUUCCUUCCGCUAGUGAAUUUAAGGUCUUUGAAUUUGGACGGAAAUAAGAUUCAGAUGCUAGACAACAAAGCAUUCUUUGGUCUAUCGAGCUUGCAAUCACUCUCUUUAGCGCACAAUAAUAUUGUGGAUAUAGACAAUUUAAAAGUAUUUGAAGGUCUAAAGAGCCUCAUUUCGUUAAAUUUGAGAGGAAAUAAGAUAAAGAUACUAAAAGCUGAAGUUAUGGCUCCUAUUUUGACCAAUUUCUAUGGUGGUAUCAGCACUCUGGACGUUGACGACAACAACUUCCCGUGUAGCUGCCAGUUGGAUUGGUUCACGUCGUUAAUGAAUAAGACACAAAACGAAAAUUUAAAACUGGCGCUCAACAACCUAAAAUGUCAACCAGAUGCUGCUCUAAGAGAAGCUUGGUCUAAGACCGAGGAGAUAGAGAAGAAUACCACGCAGACCACGGAAGACGAAGAGACCCAAUUCCAGAAUCCCGAAUACGAAUAUUACGAUGAUACUCAACUUGACGGAAAAUUCUUUUACGUUGACGUCAGAGAUUUAUUGAAUUGCACAAAAGGUACGAAAACAAAAAGUGAAAUUACUACUACAACCAGAAAAAGUCCAACCGCUGCUAGUACCAAAGCCUCAAGUCCUUACACCACCACGACUGUGAAAACGGAGUUAAAUAAAGAACUCACAACAAAACCUGAUCCAAAAUUGACAACGAAAUAUUUUACCACCGAAACGAGCGUCACACAAGGGCACACAACUGCAAAAAUGGCUGCAGCUGUAGCAAAGCCCCCUGAAAAUCACGUUUUUGCUCCCGACGCUACCUCAGUUGAAGCUAAACCUGAUAAAAUUAAAGCUCAUCGCAGUAUCCAAGAGAAAGAGACCCCAGAUUACUUGAAAUCUGAUGCGAACAUAAAUUUAGGCUGUGGAAUGCUUUUAACUGUAAUAUUGUAUUUAAUUCACUAAAUGUAAUGUAGUUAUUAUUUUACGUAAAAAUCUCACAGUCAUUAAAUUAAUAAAUAG
Bombyx mandarina (wild silkworm) is the source of this 1914-nucleotide messenger RNA. RefSeq lists its product as uncharacterized. The record is from RefSeq and is a predicted model, not a curated record. Gene Ontology annotation, molecular function: protein binding. NCBI's taxonomy places the organism in Eukaryota, Metazoa, Arthropoda, Insecta, Lepidoptera, Bombycidae.